GACUUUCAUUCAGCCAUGGCAGGCGGUGGGAGCAAAUGCACCAGUUCACUCUCACGACGCUGCGGAACUUUGGGAUGGGGAAGAGGAGCAUGGAGGAGCGCGUCCAGAAGGAAGCCCAGCACCUGGUGCGGGCCCUCGCACAGACAGAGGCUCAGCCUGUGGACCCUGCCUUCAUCCUCGUGUGUGCUCCCUGCAACAUUAUCUGCUCCAUCCUCUUUAACGAGCACUUCGACUACCACGACGAGGAAUUCCUGAAGCUGAUUAGGUUACUGAAUGAAAACCUUUCCAUAUUGAGCUCUUUCUGGGUGCAGCUCUACAGUUUGUGGCCAUCGUUCAUUCACUAUCUUCCUGGGAGACACCAGAAAGUUUUUAAAAACAUUCAGAAUAUAAUGGAUUUCAUUUUGGAGAGAGUAGCACAGCACCAAAGGACCCCGAAGCCUGUGCAGCCCCGGGACUACACCGACUGCUUCAUCGAAAGGAUGGAGGAGGUAGGUGGGGAGGCUGCCCUUGGAGCCGAGGUGUCGCCAGUCCCCUCGCGCUUCUGGGCUCCGCACGCUCCGGUCCAAGCCUGA
Molecule: messenger RNA, 572 nt
Organism: Ailuropoda melanoleuca (giant panda)
Lineage: Eukaryota; Metazoa; Chordata; Mammalia; Carnivora; Ursidae
Product: cytochrome P450 2C23-like
Exons: 3
Biological process (GO): xenobiotic metabolic process
Cellular component (GO): cytoplasm; intracellular membrane-bounded organelle
Molecular function (GO): heme binding; iron ion binding; oxidoreductase activity, acting on paired donors, with incorporation or reduction of molecular oxygen, reduced flavin or flavoprotein as one donor, and incorporation of one atom of oxygen
Source: RefSeq, a predicted model, not a curated record